Molecule: messenger RNA, 453 nt
Organism: Leptonychotes weddellii (Weddell seal)
Lineage: Eukaryota; Metazoa; Chordata; Mammalia; Carnivora; Phocidae
Source: RefSeq, a predicted model, not a curated record
AUGGAGGAGGUGGGAGCAUUUGAAAACAGCCUGGGCUCUGGCUGGCUCAGUGGGAAGAGGAGGAGUCCCCUGCAGAUGCUUUAUGACUUGGACCAGGGCCCGCGCUCAGCCCUGGCCGAGGUGCACCGGCAGCGGCGCGACCUGCUGCGCCGAGCCUGCAGCCGCCACACACGCAGGCAGCGCCUGCUGGGGCCCGAGGACCUGCGGCACGUGCUGGUGGACGACGCGCACGGCCUGCUCUACUGCUACGUGCCCAAGGUGGCCUGCACCAACUGGAAGCGCGUGCUGCUGGCGCUGAGCGGCCGCGCCCGCGGCGACCCGCGCGCCAUCCCCGCGCACGAGCGCCUCUUCCGGGACAUCAGCCCCUUCUACCAGCGGCGCCUCUUCGACCUCUACAGGAUGGACUUCCUGCUCUUCAACUACUCUGCCCCUUCCUACCUGCGGCUGCACUAG